AAUCUUAAUAGCGCUUUCCAACUUUUUUCAAAGUUUUGUUUACAAUAUUUUUACAAGAAAAAAAAUGGAAUUUAGCACCAAACAAUCGCAACAAUUAAAACAAUUUAAAAAUUUGGUUAAAUUACAUAAACUGCAAGCAAAAUGUGAAGAAUUUAAAGGAGAAUUAGAAAAUGUAAUAAGUGAAAGAAUCGAGUACUUGGGUAAACGUGAACAAUUAAUGGAACAUUUAACAUCACUGCAAGGAGAACUAAAGAUAGCACGCAAUGAGGAGUACAACUGGCAACAGAAACUAGAUGCAGCUAAGAUUUCUUUUGCGGAUUAUAAAAAUGAUAAUUUACAAAAUAUUUGUGUGGUUUUGGGUUAUCAGAUUACAAAAUGCCAGCCUCUGGAAAGUAAUGGUGUACAAAUUACGCUAAAUUAUCGUGAUAUUUGUUAUGUUACCUACAGUGAAACAUCGCAAUUGUUUAAUUUGCUAGAGAUUUAUCCACAACAUCCAAAUUUUGACCAAAUUCAACAAUUUUUACAAAAUUCUCAAGAUCUGAGAGGUUUAUUGUCAUGUCUGCGUAAAUUUUUUGAUUUUGCCAUUGAUUUUAAAGAAAAACAAGAACAAGAAAAUAUAUAAUUUUUAGAUCGCAUGAAAGAUUUGAAUUAAAAAAUAAAAAAAACUAUUUGCU
This is a messenger RNA of Lucilia sericata (common green bottle fly), 674 nucleotides long. RefSeq lists its product as uncharacterized. The record is from RefSeq and is a predicted model, not a curated record. The transcript is spliced from 3 exons. Lineage: Eukaryota; Metazoa; Arthropoda; Insecta; Diptera; Calliphoridae. The coding region runs from base 65 to 622 and encodes 185 amino acids.